AAUGCUUGCCUCCUAGAAGAGAACGCUAGUGAGCUUCAAACUCGUAGCCGAGAGUUAGACUACGGUAACGCCGAUUGGAUGGCCUCAUCCAUUCGACACAGCGAGUGCCCGAAUUACGACAAAAUCGUAAAGAUAGCUCUGAGCGAAGGAGUUGAAUCGCUGCCGAAAAAAUGUCAAAUAUCGCCUGGUAUUCCCUUAAAGCCAAUGCUCGCGUAUCCAACGAAAGGCAUCGAAGAUGUGAUGCGUCGCUUUGGCUCUUCUGAAUUCGCCUGUGAGUGGAAGUACGACGGCGAAAGAGCUCAGAUUCACUUUGGCAAAGGUGCCUUCAAAAUCUUCAGUCGCAACCAGGAAGAUCACACUACGAAAUAUCCGGAUGUAAUAGAGACGCUUUCAACCAGUGUCGUGGCGAAAGACGACGACGGGAAUAAAGCGAAGUCUUACAUAAUAGAUUGCGAAGUGGUGGCGUGGGACGUCGAAAAGCAGUGCAUUUUGCCGUUCCAAGUACUAACAACACGCAAGCGCAAAGAACUUCUAGUGAUGAUGAACGCAGCCAUGAAGGACAUCCACAUCCACGACUUCAGAAUUGGUCAGCGAGAUUUCAUUGAAGAAAUAUGGGGAACUGAAUAA
Messenger RNA from Soboliphyme baturini, 627 nucleotides. NCBI's taxonomy places the organism in Eukaryota, Metazoa, Nematoda, Enoplea, Dioctophymatida, Soboliphymatidae. The record is from the annotation of a GenBank genome assembly.